AUGGGCCGCCCCGAACGGGGCGCGCUCCGGCCGCUGGCGCUGCUGCUGCUGCUGCUGCUGCUGCUGCUGCUGCUGCAGCUCCAGCAUCUCGAGGCGGCGGCGGAUCCACUGCGCGGCGGCCAAGGGUCGGUCAAGGAGUGCGAAGAGGACCAGUUCCGGUGCCGGAACGAGCGCUGCAUCCCCUCUGUGUGGAGAUGCGACGAGGACGACGACUGCUCGGACAACAGCGACGAGGAUGACUGCCCCAAGAAGACCUGUGCGGACAGCGACUUCACCUGUGACGACGGCCACUGCAUCCGAGAGCGGUGGAAGUGCGAUGGCGAGGAGGAGUGUCCCGACGGCUCCGACGAGUCCGAGGCCACUUGCACCAAGCAGGUGUGUCCCACAGAGAAGCUGAGCUGUGGACCCACCAGCCACAAGUGUGUGCCCGCUUCGUGGCGCUGUGAUGGGGAGAAGGACUGCGAGAGUGGAGUGGACGAGGCCGGCUGUGCCACCUUGUGCGCCCCGCACGAGUUCCAGUGCAGCAACCGCUCUUGCCUGGCUGCCGUGUUCGUGUGCGACGGCGACGACGACUGUGGCGACGGCAGCGACGAGCGUGGCUGCGCCGACCCGGCCUGCGGGCCCCGCGAGUUCCGCUGCGGCGGCGACGGCGGCGCCUGCAUCCCCGAGCGCUGGGUCUGUGACCGCCAGUUCGACUGCGAGGACCGCUCGGACGAGGCGGCCGAGCUCUGCGGCCGCGCGGGCCCCAGGGCCACGUCCGCGCCUGCCGCCUGCGCCGCUGCCGCCCAGUUCGCCUGCCGAAGCGGCGAGUGCGUGCACCUGGGCUGGCGCUGCGACGGCGACCGCGACUGCAAGGACAAGUCGGACGAGGCCGACUGCCCGCUGGGCACCUGCCGUGGAGACGAGUUCCAGUGUGGGGAUGGGACUUGUGUCCCUGCCAUCAAGCGCUGCAACCAGGAACAGGACUGUCCAGACAGGAGUGAUGAAGCUGGCUGCCUGCAGGAGUCAACAUGUGAGGGUCCCCGCAGAUUUCAGUGUAAGAGUGGCGAGUGCGUGGACGGCGGGAAAGUGUGUGAUGCUCAGAGGGACUGCCGGGACUGGUCAGAUGAGCCUCUGAAAGAGUGUGGGCUGAACGAGUGUCUGCACAACAAUGGCGGCUGUUCCCACAUCUGCACCGACCUCAAGAUCGGCUUUGAGUGCACGUGCCCAUCGGGCUACCGGCUCCUGGACCAGAAGACCUGUGGUGACAUUGACGAGUGUGAGGACCCAGACGCCUGCAGCCAGAUCUGUGUCAAUUACAAGGGCUACUUUAAGUGCGAGUGCCACCCUGGCUACGAGAUGGACACCCUGACCAAGAACUGCAAGGCCGUCGCUGGCAGAAGCCCGUCCCUAAUCUUCACCAACCGGCACGAAGUGCGGAGGAUAGACCUGGUGAAGCGGGACUACUCGCGUCUCAUCCCCAUGCUCAAGAACGUCGUGGCGCUGGACGUCGAAGUUGCCACCAAUCGCAUCUACUGGUGUGACCUCUCCUACCGCAAGAUCUACAGCGCCUACAUGGACAAAGCCAGCGACCCGACAGAGCAGGAGGUCCUCAUUGAUGAGCAGCUGCACUCUCCAGAGGGCCUGGCAGUGGACUGGGUCCACAAGCACAUCUACUGGACCGACUCGGGCAACAAGACCAUCUCAGUGGCCACAGUUGAUGGCGGACGCCGCUGCACUCUCUUCAGCCGUGACCUCAGUGAACCCCGGGCCAUUGCCGUCGACCCCCUGCGAGGGUUCGUGUAUUGGUCUGACUGGGGGUACGAGGCUAAGAUCGAGAAGUCUGGGCUCAACGGUAUGCACCGGCAGACACUGGUGUCAGACGGUAUUGAGUGGCCCAACGGAAUCACCCUGGAUUUGCUGAGCCAGCGCUUGUACUGGGUGGACUCCAAGCUGCACCAGCUGUCCAGCAUUGACUUCAGCGGAGGCAACAGGAAGAUGCUGAUUUCCUCCCCUGACUUCCUGAGCCACCCUUUCGGGAUAGCUGUGUUUGAGGACAAGGUGUUCUGGACAGACCUGGAGAAUGAGGCCAUUUUCAGUGCAAAUCGGCUCAAUGGCCUGGAAAUCUCCGUCCUAGCUGAGAACCUCAAUAACCCACAUGACAUUGUCAUCUUCCAUGAGCUGAAGCAGCCAAGAGCUGCAGAUGCCUGCGAGCUGAGUGCCCAGCCCAAUGGAGGCUGUGAGUACCUGUGCCUUCCUGCUCCUCAGAUCUCCAGCCACUCCCCCAAGUACACUUGUGCCUGUCCUGACACAAUGCGACUGGGCCCUGACAUGAAGAGGUGCUACCGAGCACCUCAGUCUACCUCAACUACGACGUUAGCCUCCACCACGACGAGGACAGUAGCCGACACCACCAGAGCCCCUGGGACCACCGUCCGCAGCCCCGCCUACCAGAACCACAGCACAGGGACACCAAGCCUGGCAGCAGCGGUCCCAAGCUCAAUUAGUGUUCCCAGGGCUCCCAGCAUCAGCCCGUCUACCCCACGCCCUGCAACCAGCAACCACUCCCAGCACUAUGGGAAUGAAAGUGGCAAGAUGGGCUCAACAGUCACUGCUGCUGUCAUUGGGAUCAUUGUGCCUAUGGUGGUUAUAGCCCUGCUGUGCAUGAGUGGCUACCUGAUCUGGAGAAACUGGAAGCGGAAGAACACCAAAAGCAUGAAUUUCGACAACCCCGUAUACAGGAAAACGACAGAAGAAGAGGAUGAGGAUGAGCUCCACAUAGGGAGGGCUGCUCAGAUUGGCCAUGUCUAUCCAGCAGCGAUCAGCAGCUUUGAUCACCCACUGUGGGCAGAGCCCUGUCUUGGGGAGACCAGAGAAAUGGAAGACCCAGCCCCUGCCCUCAAGGAGCUUUUUGUCUUGCCGGGGGAACCAAGGUCACAGCUGCACCAACUCCCGAAGAACCCUCUUUCCGAGCUGCCUGUCGUCAAGUGCAAGCGAGUGGCAUUAAGCCUUGAAGAUGAUGGACUGCCCUGAGGAUGGGACCACUCCCUUCGUGCCUCAUGGAAUUCAGUCCCAUGCACUACACCCUGGAUGGUGUAUGCCUGGAUGGAAGGGUUUCUGUACAUGAGUCUGUGUGUCUGUGUGUGUGUGUGCGUGUGUAAUUUUUUUUAAUUUAUAUUGCGGAAAGGUAACCACAAAGUUAUGAUGAACUGCAAACAUCCAAAGGAUGUGAGAGUUUUUAUAUGUAUAAUGUUUUAUACACUUUUUAACUGGUUGCACUACCCAUGAGGAAUUCAUGGAAUAGCUACUGCUGAGUGACUAACGUGAUGUACAUAACCAAAUGGGGCCGAUGGUACAGUAGCUUACUCACCACUUAAAAAUUAUAUUUACAGAGGGUAUUUGGUUUUGGGGGGCUUUUUUAGGUUUCAGAGUUUUGUUUUUUUGUAAAUAGAAUGAUUAUGCUUUGUGGCUAUCCAUCAUCAUAAGUAAAAAAAAGAAAACACUUCAACUCUCUCUCCCAUUUAGAUUAUUUAUUAACAUAUUUCAAAAGUAAGAUUAGUUCUAUAAGUAAUUUAGAGAGGUGAGAGUAUUUAUUUUUGGUAUGAUUGGCCUACCACCCGGACUCUGUGUGCAUUUAUGUUUAUGUGUGUAUGUGAGUGAGAAAGAAAAAUCUGUAGAGAAGAGGCACACCUAUGGCUGUUGUUCAGAUACAUAAUGAUAAAUAUAUUUUAAAACAGUCCACAAGAAGGGUUAUCUGUAGUUUUCAGAGAAGCCUUUGGAAAUUUGGAUCAGAAAAGAGAUACCAUGGUUUGUGCAAACAUGCAGUGGGGAGAGGUAGAUCUUUUCUGCCUCUGGCUGUUCCUGGGAUUCCAAUCAGUCAGGAAAAGCCCCUCAGCUCACCCGUGGCUACUGUGGUUCUUACCUGGGCUUUCUCUUCUGUGGCUAAAGCCAGUGUACAGACUUCACACAGUACCCAAAGUUGCCGCAAGCUCAGGUGAGAACAUGCCUGAACCUCGGCUACUCCUUGUUUUAAAGUUCAGCAUUUCAAGUAACUUCAUUUUCCUUUAGGACACUUGGGUUGAAUUCACUGUUUCCUCUGAAGCACACUGAGGGUGCCAUCCUUACUUACAGAGAGCUAAAUGGAGAUGUUUCUUGAACAGCCCAAGUUUAUUGUUGGGACUGGCUCAGGCACUGACCUCUGAGUAUGCUAUGGGUUGAGGAUAAGAAUGGAGGAAUAGGUUUUGUUACAUCUCUAUUUCUCCCUUCCCCUUACUCUCUACCAUUUCCUUUAGGUGGAGAAUACAAUUUAAAGUGAUACAUAGGUUUGUUACCAUCGUGUGUUCACAUAGAUGAAACUCAUAUUUGGCUUAAAUCAGAAAAAGUGGCCAAACCUAAAGUCCUGUUUGAGGGGGAAACGGCGUACACAAUACUACAGUAUAUUGGAUAUAUAUGUUCACACAGGGAUUUGGUUUACUGCUUUGUAAAUAAAAGGAGAAAC
Molecule: messenger RNA, 4477 nt
Organism: Eubalaena glacialis (North Atlantic right whale)
Lineage: Eukaryota; Metazoa; Chordata; Mammalia; Artiodactyla; Balaenidae
Gene: LRP8
Product: LDL receptor related protein 8
Exons: 20
Coding region: 1-3012 (1003 amino acids)
Molecular function (GO): protein binding; calcium ion binding
Source: RefSeq, a predicted model, not a curated record